AUGGAGGAGAAGAGGAAAAUGGAGAAGAUGAUGAUGGAUGACACGUCAUCGAUGUAUUCCAUGUAUUCGGGCAUGCCAAACAGCGGGUUGUUGGACCGGGACUCGGCCGGUUUUGAGGAACACCGGGAAAUGAGCUCCUUAGGGUUUUUGGAGAUGUCCGGUUUUGAGGAUCUAAUGCUUGGUGAUAUGGACAGGGACCAUUUGAUGGUGGCGCUUGAGUCACAGCAGCUGCCGGUGGAAUAUUCGGAGGCGGCGGUCCACACGCCCAAUAAUUCUUGCUCAAUAUCGUCGUCCUCGGCUGAGCUGGCGGCUGCGAAUGGCCGCCAUCGGAAAAGGGUCGGUGGUGCCGACGAAGAAGAUGAAGAAGAAGAAGAAGAAGAAAAUCAAGAAAAGACUGAGAAAGAGGUAUUGAAGCCGAAAAAGAAGAAGCAAAAGAGGGAAAAAGAGCCAAGAUUUGCUUUCAUGACAAAGAGUGAUGUCGAUCACUUGGACGACGGCUAUCGAUGGCGAAAGUACGGCCAAAAGGCCGUCAAAAACAGCCCCUUUCCGAGGAGCUACUAUCGGUGCACUAGCACACAAUGUGGAGUGAAAAAGAGGGUGGAAAGAUCCUGUGAGGACCCGUCCAUCGUAGUCACCACCUACGAGGGCACGCACACACACACCUAUCCCAUCACGCCGCGUGGGGGCUUCCCGGGAUUCUCUGCCUGUGACUCGUCGUCCCGUCUCGCGAUGCCGCCACAAAUGCUUCAGUAUCGACUCAAAACACAACAACACUAUUUGCCGAGCUUGAACAUUAGUAAUAAAUCGUUUUCUUCUCCUCCUCCUCAGUCGGUUGGAGAAAGACGGAUUUGCCCCUCGGCGUGCCCUUCUCAGAUGAGAGACCAAGGCCUUCUUCAGGACAUGCUGCCGUCCGAGAUGUUGACGGAGCCCAAGGAGGAGUAG
Molecule: messenger RNA, 942 nt
Organism: Striga hermonthica
Lineage: Eukaryota; Viridiplantae; Streptophyta; Magnoliopsida; Lamiales; Orobanchaceae
Source: the annotation of a GenBank genome assembly